UUGAGUUGUUUCAUUUGCGAAAGGGUGCUGCGGCCAGCGUCUAAGGGGAGCUUGGGCAUGGUUUUGUCCCACCACUGGAUCUAACCCUCUUUUAACAAUAUUAAUUCCUUAGUUUAAAAUCCACCGACAGGCCAUGUCUCCUUGUGGCAGAUGAUUAGUUGCUAAGCUAGCUCUGAAUUUCCGAAGACUCCUUGGCACAGUCAAGGACGGACAGAGGCAACAGCUUCUCCCUUUUUCUUCUCUGAGUGUGUUCCCCUAGAACAUUCAAAACUGUUUCUCCAAAGAGUUCUGCAGAAACUCAGACUGUUUUCUAAAGCAGAAGCAGCACAGUCCACAGCGGAAGCGAUGGGCAGCGUGCGAACCAACCGCUACAGCAUCGUUUCCUCAGAAGAAGACGGCAUGAAGUUGGCAACCAUGGCGGUUGCCAAUGGCUUUGGAAAUGGAAAGAGCAAGGUUCACACCAGGCAGCAGUGCAGGAGCCGCUUUGUCAAGAAGGAUGGCCACUGCAAUGUUCAAUUCAUCAAUGUGGGUGAAAAAGGCCAGCGUUACCUAGCGGACAUCUUUACCACCUGUGUGGACAUCCGCUGGAGGUGGAUGUUGGUUAUCUUCUGCCUGGCUUUCAUCCUCUCAUGGCUGUUCUUUGGUUGUGUGUUUUGGUUGAUUGCCUUAUUACAUGGGGACCUAGAGGAUGUGGACAGACCUUGUGUGUCUGAAGUGCGCAGCUUCACUGCAGCCUUCCUUUUCUCCAUUGAAACACAGACAACAAUUGGCUACGGGUUCAGGUGUGUCACGGAUGAGUGCCCCAUUGCAGUCUUCAUGGUGGUUUUCCAAUCGAUUGUGGGCUGCAUCAUUGAUGCCUUCAUCAUUGGUGCUGUCAUGGCUAAGAUGGCAAAACCGAAAAAGAGAAACGAAACGCUCAUCUUCAGCCAUAAUGCCGUCGUAGCCAUGAGGGAUGGGAAGCUCUGCUUGAUGUGGCGGGUUGGGAAUUUGCGUAAGAGCCAUCUGGUGGAAGCCCACGUGAGAGCCCAGCUCCUCAAAUCUCGAAUCACCACUGAAGGAGAAUACAUCCCUCUAGAUCAAAUAGACAUCAAUGUUGGGUUUGACAGUGGAAUUGACCGCAUCUUUUUGGUCUCGCCCAUUACAAUUGUCCACGAAAUAGAUGAAGAGAGCCCUUUGUAUGACUUAAGUAAGCAGGACAUGGACAAUGCAGACUUUGAAAUUGUAGUCAUAUUAGAAGGCAUGGUGGAAGCCACCGCCAUGACCACCCAGUGCCGUAGCUCAUAUCUGGCAAAUGAAGUCCUUUGGGGCCACCGUUAUGAGCCUGUCCUAUUUGAAGAGAAGAACUACUACAAAGUGGAUUAUUCUAGGUUCCACAAAACAUACGAAGUGCCGAACACACCCCUCUGCAGUGCCAGAGACUUAGCAGAAAAGAAAUACAUCCUCUCUAACGCAAACUCAUUUUGCUAUGAGAAUGAAGUAGCUCUCACGGGCAAAGAGGAAGAGGACAGUGACAAUGGAGUGCCUGAGAGCACCAGUACGGACACCCAUCCUGACAUGGACCAUCACAGCCAAGCAAGUGUGCCCCUAGAGCCUAGGCCUUUAAGGCGAGAAUCUGAAAUAUGACUGAAGGAAAUAAUUUUUCUUCUAUGGUUAAAAUCUAAUCUAUCAGUAACAGGCAAGCUGCGUUAAGUAGUGGCUGCAAAUGAUGGUACUGUUCAAGAAAUGGGCAUACAGUCCCUGGAAGAGCCAACCUGGGCUGGUUUUUAGGUGCUGUCUUCAGAAGAGGUACAGCGAAUGUGUGAACUUGGAACAAGAAGCACUAUGUCUGCGCUUGACUAGAAGGCACAUAAAUGUUGUAGAAUAAAUUAUGUAUAUAUUUUUUUACAAAACUUGAACUUGCAGGCAAGCUUUGGUUGAGUUGUAUUGUUUGUUCUCUCUCUCUCUCUCUCUCUCUCUCUCUCUUUCUAGGUCUCUUGGGAACAAGAAUGUUUUAAAUGGCAUAACAAAGGCAAGAGACUGCCUUAAUAUUUUUUUUAAGUUGCUGCUAACUACAGGAACACAAAUCGUAAUUAUUCUUCUUUUGUUGCAGUAUAGAAUUUGUGUUCUUUUUAUAUAUCCUUUUAAACAAAACAAAACAAAAAGUGGGGAGAGGUUCCGUGUUGAACUUGUUAGUUUCAAAACUGCCUGGCAAUCAGUCAAAGUGAUUGACGAUGCUGGGGAAUCUGAACGCUUAUUGAGGCCAGUAGCUUGGUGGCUAGAAUCAAUUUUUCUCCGUACCAUCCAGUUACAUAAGGAGUGUUAUGUAACACAAGUCCAUGCAGUAGCCUACAGCAAGAUUUUUUUUUUUCAUUCUUAAAUUUAUGUUUCGGAAUUGAAUGAGAUUUUUUCCCUCCAUCUAAAACAUUGUAAUUUUCAAAACUACCUAAAUGGAUACCAAAGGGAAAAAAAAUGCACACUUUUGCACAGGAAACUUUUUAUUUAAAUAGAGCUGGCUGCUUUCAGACUAGGUUUCCUCCCCAGUGAUUGUUUAUGUGUGGAGUAUUUUCUAAUGCACCUUAUUCAAAAAAUAAACCUUAGGAUACAUUUUCAAUCCCCUUUCUGCACCAGCACCCCAAUUUGGGGAAAUAAGCUUCUGAUUUCAUAUAUAUGUCUAUCUACGUACAGGCAUACAAACACACACAUGUAUGGUUUAUAUGUAGAUGUUUGUGUGUGUGUAUAGAGAUAUAUAUGAGAGAAACCUCUUAUUUCCUGUUUGCUAAACACCAGCAAGAUAAUGGCAGAAAAUCAAAUGUAACUCAGAAUCUUCAGUGUUGAGACACUGAGCUAUGAAAUGCAACUGAGGUCAUGGUUAUGAAUGAUCCAUCUCAUGUUUUAGCUUAAGGUUGCAAGGCAUUUUCAGAACCAAAGAGGGUGAUGUAAAUGCAAGAGAGGCUGCUCAGAACAAAGCAGGAAUUUGGUUUCAAGAGGGAAGCUGAUACGGGACAGCCUGGUGCAAAGAUCUCAGUGACUCUGUUUCGGUGGGAUAAUUUCUCUCUGCCAGGACUGAAAGUGCACGUGCGCUACUAUUUUCUACAUUGGUUGCUGAGGUGUCAUUUGUUUGAAGGGACAGCUUACAUAUUGUAAAAGAGUUCCCUCUGUGGGUUUUUAAUAAGCUGCCGUGGGAUGAUCAGUGGGCACAAAGUUUGUACUAAAAUCUUUUAACAACUACUGCAAUCUUCUGCUGAACUGUGACUUUAGUGGCAUUUUGGGGUCUCCUGCCAAGAAUGCUUUAAAAAUUCUCUGUGCCUCUUAAGAUCAAGUGUACCACUUUAGCUACGGCCAUAGGUUAUAGACGUGGAAGACCUCCAAACAAGCAAGAAGUAAGGAUGACACCAAGGAAUCAAGGCUGAAACUCUUUUACAGUAUUGGAUCUCACUGCAUGCCAUUAAAAAUAGCUUGUCCAUGGUUCCAGUGCUGUUUGCUAGUAAACAACUGUGGAGGUUUUGCCCUGCCAGAAGCAGACAAAUUACAGUAAUGUGGCUGUUCCUAGAUAGGGUGCGAUUUACUUUAAGCAGAGUAGAUGGGUUUUAAGCUGAAAAAAAUUGGAUACUGCAAAUGUAGACUGGUUUGCUUUUUCUUCUUAAGGCAGAUAUUUAUAUAUUAUGUACUUAGGGUAAUUGUGUGGGGCGGGGGAAGCAGGGUGGAGGAAGCUAGGUUUUCAUGGCAACCUGAUGAGUCUUAGGGUCAGGAAAAUGAACAUGACUCGUGCUGCUAUCGUGAUACAUUUUCCGCAAAGGAAAAUAAAAGUGCAAACCAAAGAGUAUUUAGUGACACGUUAAACAAAGAAGGGAGGAAGCUACUCCAAAGUGCACAAAGCUCCCACUUGCAAGACUUGAGUUAUUACAUGGAAGGGGAGGUUGAGAAAGUGUUGAAAAUAUUUGUUUUAAAAACAAACACAUAGAGAAAGGGAUUUUUCUAAAAACCUAAUAUUUCUUCUCCUUAUUUUUCUCUUGAGAGUUGAUUUUUCUCUUCCAUGACACAGGGUUUUAUGUAUUCAGAUUUUAAAAAAAAGCAAAAUACAAAAAUGUAUACUUUUAUAAAGUUUAUCAAGUAUUUUCAUAUUUAAAGCCAAAUGUAAAUAGAAAGUUCAUUUAAAAAGAAAAUGACGGAGAAAAGGCCAAGAUGGCAUCAGUUAGAACCUACGAUGCUACUGGUUAGCAUGGUUUUUAGAAAAUAUUUGCAAGCCUUAUAGGAUUUUUUAAUGCUAUGAGUUUUUGUUUGUUUGUUUGUUUUGUUUUUGUUAUUUAUUUAGGCAUGGAUGUUUAACUUGAUUGUGGUCCCCCCACCCUUGCUGUUGGCAUUUUUUUUAAACCUGCUUUCAGAUUGCUGGAGUCUUGGUAAGAGUGGAUAAUCUUAUUGCACUCUUUUUUUGACUCUUCUUCAGAUAAACCUUUGUCUUUAUCUCUUCACUUCAACCUGUGGAAACUGCUAGGAAGAAACUUCCAUUUUUGUUAAUAUCAUGGUACCUGACAGCCCUUAGCUGUUUUUUUCCAAUUGUGAUAUUAAAAAAAGAAAAGAAAAUGGGCAUGCCUCAGGAGACUCUGCCUAGGUUCCACAGCCAUUGUGAAGGUACAGCAAACACACUGCUUUAAGUAGCUGGUAAGGACAAUUGUGCAAAGUCUUGAGCAGUACAGUUUUGUGGUGCAAUGGUCAACUACUUAAACCUGAUGGAAAAUUUCCCACUGUCUUCACUGGAAUGCAGAUGGCACAUGUGAAAUCCUCAAAGCACCAACAAGAGUUAAGGGGCAAACAGUAAUUUUCCUCUUCCCUAAAAUACUUGAAUGGUGGGGUGUCUCUUCUGUGGAAUUAACUGUCCUUUGCAAGGCACAUCCAAGGGAGGUGAUGCAUUUGAGUAUUUCUCAUGGUUGAUAUGGCGUGCAAGGGUUUAAAGUGAAUAAGAUCACUGCAUGUUUGUAUCCUCUCAAUACGGAGUUCAGUCACAGUCAACUUGUUUGUUUGUUUGCUGUUCAUUCUGUUGCACAUGCUUUGGGCAAAGACAAAGGCUUCUGGAUCCAAUAUUGUUGGUUGUUUUUUUUUUUACAUCCUUUUUUUCUUCGUGUGUGUGGGAUUACAAGGUAAAACUGAGAAGUACUGUAAUGUCUUUUAAAAAAAUUGGCUGCUGCUGACCAUUUUCAAGAUAGGAGGAUGCUGCACAGUUGCCGUCCCACAGGCAAACUGGAAGAUCUCUUCUUUUCUCUUCUCCUAAAUGGGUUUUCUGUCCUGCAGCUGUUUUUAAGACGAACAAACCAAUAGGCAUUCGACAAUCAUUCUCCCUUACUGUUUUCCUGUUUGCAGCCUUUUGUAUCUAAGUCUUCCUAAUGUACUGCACAAA
Messenger RNA from Pogona vitticeps (central bearded dragon), 5371 nucleotides. RefSeq names its product potassium inwardly rectifying channel subfamily J member 2 (gene KCNJ2). Lineage: Eukaryota; Metazoa; Chordata; Lepidosauria; Squamata; Agamidae. The record is from RefSeq and is a predicted model, not a curated record. Gene Ontology annotation, biological process: potassium ion import across plasma membrane; regulation of monoatomic ion transmembrane transport. Gene Ontology annotation, molecular function: inward rectifier potassium channel activity. Gene Ontology annotation, cellular component: plasma membrane.